AUGAAGAGAAAAAAAUUACUUCACCAUGUUCACCUAAGUUCAAAUUAUGAAAGUAAUUCUGAUCGCUGCACCGCAUCAGUGCACUUUAUACGGAAUUUAACUUUGACAAGACAAAAAAAAAACUUCAUUGUUUUACCAGAGUUAUGGAGGCAUGACCAACGACACGAACUAACAAUGGCGGAGAAGAAAGCCAAGAAGAAGAACGGUCCUCGCCUGGAGCUGACUAAAGAAAUGAAGGCGGAUCUCAGGGAGGCGUUUGAUGUGUUCGACGCCGACGGGUCAGGGACAAUAGAUGCUAGUGAACUCAAGAUAGCCCUGCGCGCUCUUGGAUUCGAACCCAAGAAAGAUGAGAUGAAGAAGUUAGUGGCAGAAAUAGAUACAGAUGGAACGGGUAUCCUCGAUUUCGAUGAUUUUCUGACGUUAAUGACGAAGAAGAUGACAGAGAAGGACGACACAGAAGAUUUACAGAAAGCCUUCUGGUUGUUUGACGAGGACGGGACCGGUAGGAUUUCCCGCGCAAACCUGGACCGCGUGGCCAUAGAACUGGGGUACGACCCCGACAAGAUGCAGGACGAACUACAGGAGAUGAUUGAUGGGGCGGAUCGAGAUGGUGACGGCGAAGCCUCUGUUAGUAAGAAGAACUCUAAAAUAACUAAGAAAACAUACCUAAAGCUGACUGAAGAACAAGAACUUGACCUUCGGGAGGCCUUUGACAUCUUCAGUAGAGGCGGGGAAGAGAAAGGAGAUGGUACGAUAGAUGCCCAGGAUCUUAAGAUUGCAUUGCGAGCACUUGGGUUCGAGCCGAAACAGAAAGAGAUCCGGACACUUAUAGAGGAAGUAGAUAAAGAAGGAAAAGGUUUGUUAGAUUUUAAAGAUUUUCUUGCAAUAAUGACGAAGAAAAUGACCCAGAAAGACGAAACAGAGGAUCUAGAGAAAGCAUUCCAAUUGCUGGACCUGGACGGGUAUGGAAAAAUUAAUUCUGGAGAUCUCAAAUGGGCAGCUUCAGAACUGGGUUAUUUUACGGGAACGAUGGCAGAGGAACUCCAAGAGAUGAUCGAUUUUGCUGAUCGAGAUGGCGACGGUUUGGUCAACGAACGAGAAUUCGUCAAAUUCCUGAAGAAAACAUCAUUUGAAUAAAUGACUCGUCAGCAUUCUUAUAAAUAAACCAAGCUACAUGUAUUGCCUAUUUGAUUGAA
This is a messenger RNA of Saccostrea cuccullata (small rock oyster), 1196 nucleotides long. RefSeq lists its product as uncharacterized. Gene Ontology annotation, molecular function: calcium ion binding. Gene Ontology annotation, biological process: centriole replication; mitotic cell cycle. The coding region runs from base 1 to 1137 and encodes 378 amino acids. The record is from RefSeq and is a predicted model, not a curated record. Gene Ontology annotation, cellular component: centriole; centrosome. The transcript has 10 exons. NCBI's taxonomy places the organism in Eukaryota, Metazoa, Mollusca, Bivalvia, Ostreida, Ostreidae.